Cimex lectularius (bed bug) is the source of this 1432-nucleotide messenger RNA. Its product is annotated as alpha-2-macroglobulin receptor-associated protein. Gene Ontology annotation, cellular component: endoplasmic reticulum; endomembrane system. The transcript has 7 exons. Bases 138 to 1367 code for a protein of 409 amino acids. Gene Ontology annotation, biological process: regulation of receptor-mediated endocytosis. Gene Ontology annotation, molecular function: heparin binding; receptor antagonist activity; low-density lipoprotein particle receptor binding. NCBI's taxonomy places the organism in Eukaryota, Metazoa, Arthropoda, Insecta, Hemiptera, Cimicidae. The record is from RefSeq and is a predicted model, not a curated record.
CGUAGUUUUCUGAAAUUUUGCUCAUUGUACUUUUAUAUUGUCUUGAAAAUUUAAGUUUCAAAUCCGCUUUUUUAUAUUUGUAAGUUUAUAGAUUUGUCAUCAUUUAAAUCACUAGAUUAAUAAAACACCGGUGAAAGAUGAGGAGCCCUGAACGUUUCGCAGUAUUAUUCCUCUUCGCGCUGUCCACCCUGCCAGUAUUUUCCCUAGGAAAUAAAUAUUCGAAAAAAUCCAACGAUGAAUUCUCCAAUAAAGAAGCGUACAAGAAAGAAUACAAGAAGGAUUUUGACAAACGUGAAUACAAACAGAAAGAUUACGACAUGAAGAAGAAAGAAUAUGACGGAAGAAAGCGUGAAAACGACGCCGGGCAUAACGAAAAUAAAUUCUACAACGACCAUUCCCAGUUCGUAGAUCAGAACGCAGACCUGAGGAAGAUCGACAAACCGUUCAGGAUGGCCAAACUCAAUUUGCUGUGGACAAAAGCUCAAUCGAGAUUGACCGAGCCAAAGCUAAAAUCCAUUUUUUCCGAAUUGAAGAUCCAAGAUAAAGAAGAGCUUGCUUUAAAAAAAUUGAAACAUGAAGGAAAUGAUAAGGAAGGGCUUCUUGAAGCUGAACUGCGCCAAAAAUUAUUAACUAUCAUGAAAAAUUAUGGUUUGACCGAACAUGUCACUGAAAUCCAAGAUAAAUCUAAACAUAAGCAAGAUGGAGGGAGCUAUACAGUUAUCGAACUUUUCACUGAUAAAAAACUAAACAAAUUGUGGCAACAAGCCGAACAUUCAGGGUUUACAGCUGAAGAGUUGCAGAUGUUAAAAGAGGAGUUUACCCACCAUCAGCAAAAAGUUGAUCAGUACAAUCAAAUUUUAAACCAAGUUGGAGAUGCUUCCAAAAAUAAUGCAAUCAAUUCAGUGGAUGAAAAACAUGAUCGGUUUAAUGAAUUAGACCAGCUAGAAAAUGAUGAUCCAGUUGUACAUCAAUAUCUUAAUAAAGUCAAUGAACUAAGGGAAAAACAUAAGGAAUUAAGGGAAGAUUACGAUAGGAUCUAUAGAAUGGCAAUGGGAGGUCCAAAAAGCCAGGAGUUCACAGAACCCCGAAUACAAGGUCUUUGGAGAAUGGCGUUGACAUCCAAUUUCAAGCCAGACGAAUUGGAAUCCCUCAGAAGUGAACUAUUCCAUUAUGAAAGGCGGUUGAUGAAGCUUCGUAGACUCCAUGUUGAAGCCGCGAUGGAAGAUGAGCAAAGAAAAAAUAGUGGGAUUGAUAAAAUUGAGGGAUUAGAUUUCACCAGUGAUCUCAUUAAGAAACAAACAAGAAAAGUUGCCAAAAUGCACUUAGACAUUGAGUCAAAAAUAAUGGAGAGACACACUGAAUUAUAAUUAUUUGUAAAGUAAAGCAAAUUUGUACAAAAUAUAUUUUUAAUUUAAUAAAUUUGUCAACUCAG